AUGAGCAGGCCUCCAGCAACAUCGCGCAAGGUCGGGCGCGUGCUGGUGCUGCCGGCGCUGCUGGCGCUGUUCUUGGUGUGUCUGCGAGCACCGCAGACGGCGCGGGCUUUGCUUGGAGCUGGGGCCGUGCCCUUUCCAAGGUCGGUUCCUCCGAGAAUUUGGGCACGCAACUUGCUCGUUGCACGCAGGGCUGAGGCCGAAGGCAAUGAAGACGACAAGGGGCCUUUGGAACCUCGUGACAGCAAAAGCAAGGCCCCCAAAGAAAAGGAUGACGUGGAAGAGGCCGAGGCCACAGCAAGCUUCGAUCAGGUUUCGCGAAACAAGGCAGUGGAUGAGGCUGCCUCAGCACAGACUGCUGACCCGGUUGAAGAUGCCAAGCAGGACGAGCAGCUGCAGCAGACGGUUCAGGAGACAGAGGAGAUCAAGGAGGACAAGGGCUUCGACGAAUCCACCGAGAAGGUCACUAACGCACAGAAAUUUCUAGCGCUGGCUUUAGCGAGAUGGGAAGGAAUCGAGAAGGAUCUGACGUUGGUAAGCGAAAAGUGGCGAGAAGCCAUACAGAGGGGCGACGAAGAGGAGGAAAGAAAGUGGGAGCAGGAGCGCAAGGAGGCGAAGGAGGAGUUCGACAAGGCCAAGGCGGAGGCCGAAAAGGCCAAGGAGGAGCUCGAGAAAGCCCAAUCAAGCCAAUCAACAGCACCCCUUCAGGCCGGCGGUGCUUUUGCGCUUCUGCGUGUGCAGUUCGUGCGCUCCACCAUUGUUGCUUUUUGGGGUCAUGCUCUCCUCUCGGCAAGGAUUCCCUCGUCGUUAAGCUUCACUGUGUUGGCUUGCAGCCCUGCGGGGAGCGGGAGGGGCUCUUGGCUGCUUCAGGUUCAGGCAAAUCUGGUUGCCCUUUGUGUCUUGCCGAUGCUUCACAACGGCGUGUCAGUCCUAGGCUCGAGAUGGGGAGGUCAGCCUGUUUUGCGCUCGCUCUGUGCUCGCUCUCCAAGUUGCGGUUGCUUUUGUUUGAGGCUCGACUUUCACGUGACUGUGUCCGUGAGGGGGGGGGUCAAGGGAGUCAACCUGGGUUCUUCGUGCUUGCCUUUAGCCCGCGCACCUUGA
This is a messenger RNA of Symbiodinium sp. CCMP2592, 1098 nucleotides long. Lineage: Eukaryota; Dinophyceae; Suessiales; Symbiodiniaceae. The record is from the annotation of a GenBank genome assembly.